GCUCCCCGGUUGGGGAGCGGCGGCCGUCCGGAAGGAUGCAUCAGAAGCUGCUGAAGAGUGCGCAUUACAUCGAGCUGGGCAGCUACCAGUAUUGGCCAGUCCUGGUGCCCCGCGGCAUCCGCCUCUACACCUACGAGCAGAUCCCCGUGUCUCUCAAGGACAACCCGUACAUCACCGACGGCUACCGGGCCUACCUUCCCUCCAGGCUGUGUAUCAAAAGUUUGUUUAUUUUAUCUAACGAGACAGUAAACAUCUGGAGUCAUUUGCUGGGUUUCUUUCUCUUCUUCACACUGGGAAUAUAUGACAUGACAUCUGUGUUACCUUCAGCAAGUGCUUCUAGAGAAGAUUUUGUAAUUUGUUCUAUUUGUCUUUUCUGCUUCCAGGUCUGUAUGCUCUGCUCUGUAGGCUAUCAUCUUUUUUCUUGCCAUCGAUCAGAAAAAACCUGCCGAAGAUGGAUGGCAUUAGAUUAUGCAGGAAUUUCUAUUGGAAUACUGGGCUGCUAUGUCUCUGGAGUAUUUUAUGCAUUUUAUUGUAAUAAUUAUUGGCGUCAAGUGUACUUGAUCACAGUGCUCGCUAUGAUCCUGGCAGUGUUCUUUGCGCAGAUCCAUCCCAAUUACCUCACACAGCAGUGGCAGAGGCUCCGUUCUAUCAUCUUUUGUUCUGUUUCGGGAUACGGAGUAAUUCCUACUCUUCAUUGGGUUUGGCUCAAUGGAGGAGUCAGUGCUCCUAUUGUACAGGACUUUGCUCCUCGUGUAGUUGUGAUGUAUGUGAUUGCUCUUCUUGCUUUCCUAUUCUACAUUUCCAAAGUUCCAGAACGGUACUUUCCAGGACAACUAAACUACCUCGGAUCAAGCCACCAAAUAUGGCAUAUCCUUGCAGUAGUGAUGUUAUAUUGGUGGCAUCAGUCAACAGUGUAUGUUAUGCAGUAUAGACAUAGCAAGCCUUGUCCUGACUAUGUUUCACAUUUGUGAAUUCAGGUAUGGCCACCUGAUUUAUUCAGUUGUAAAGCAAUAUAUAAUGGGGAGUUGUAUACCCCAACAUUUCUAAGAUUCUUGUUAGUUUUCCUUUUUUCCUCUUGUUUAAUAUAUCAUGAGUAAUACUUUAUAAAAAUGGAAAAUGAGCUAAGAAAGUUUGGGAAUCUGCUUUACAGGCCCUUUUUAAAACCACUAAUCUGCUGCUUGUACAGAAAGUGAAAAUUAGUUGGCAUUCAGAAGAAUCAUCUAAAGAAUGUGAAACCAGUGUAGAAAUAGUAUUCAUUUUACUUAACACCAGCUUAAUUUCCUUAGGAAGGGCUCACCUCCAUUAUAAAAUGGAGUCAUUCUGUGUGAUUACUUUAAUAGAAAAUAUUUACAGUGGAUGAUCAAGUUCAAGUGCCUAAUCAAGAUGAGGGUUAUGGGAUAGCCUAUGCUUAACACAAGUUAGGAUAGUGAUUUUGAAUCAUCACUAGUCUUUAAAUCCAUGGUUUGUGAGAAACUGGCACAUAUUCCCUUUCGCUGUAGGUUCCCUUCUCCCUAGGAACACUGGAUUUUUUAGUUUGCUGAAACAAAGACUUUAAACCUCUUCUCCUUUAAGAGAGGAGUUGAGAAGAGGAAAAGAACUUGCAUUGUCAUUUUCCAUCAGAUAAGUCACAUGAAAAACUGAUUACAUGAUCAGCUGACAAAUUUUGUGGUCUAAUAACCAAGUAAUUAGCCAUUUAAGCUUUUUAAUUUCAGAUAAUAUUUAAAUCCAUAUAGUAACUGAACUCUUGCCAGUGGGUUGCAGAUUUUUGGUUCCAAAGUUCCUACGGCAGCAGAGCUUUCACCUCUCUGAACGUGGAGUCGUGAAUGUCCCGACGAUGGGGGUUCCCAGCUACAUAGGUGCUACCUUCAAGGCCAUAGAUUCCAGAUGGCCAGUCUUGACCCUGAAAUGUACCUUAAGCCUUAGAACAAAGUCGUGCAGAUGCCCCAUUUGAUGACGGAUUAUUCACCUGUGCUCUGGUUUUUCUCUGUGUAUGCAUGUGUUAGCAUCAUAAUGAUGUCAGAAUAUUGAUAUAUACUAAUUUGGGGGCCUAAAACAUUAAAUUGGCUUUUUAUUAUAUAUAGGUAAAAAGUAGAUCUCAAUGACCUAUCAUACAGUAACAUUCUUGUUCUUUGGUCUUGUUCAUAUGCAUAAAUUAAUUUCCUUAAAGCAGCCAUUCAUAAAAACAUUUUAUUGGAAUAUAAAAUAUUACCCAAGUUUCUUAAUGGGUUGAUAGGAGCUGCUUUAACUACUGGUAUAUCUUCAGAACCUUGGAAUUACUAAAUAUCAGAAGUGUUGACUGACAGUGAAGCUUAUUCCCAAAAUGCCAUUUGUACGUCUGAUAUUAGGAACGUUACUUUAAUGUGCCUCAGUUUAUGCAUCUGUAAAAUUUUGUAUUUUUUAGUGUAGUGUUUUGGGAGUAUAAAUUGUUGUGCCUAAGCAAGGAGAAUUUUCCCCCAGUAGGCUAGGGGCACACUAUUUUGUACCCACUAUUAUGAUUAGAACGCUACUUUGAAAAUGGCUGUUUUCUCGUAAGGCCACAAACUUGACCCGUAUGCUAAGUAAUAGAAGAUUUUGUGUGAUGAUAAGGAUAUAUUUUUCCUAAAACAUCCCUUACUGGCUUACAUGAUAUUAUUGCUUUUAAAUAUUUUGUCGUUUGGCCAAACAAAAUACCUUGAAUAUUUAUAGUUAAUUUUCAAAUGAAGAAGUCUGGUUAUUUUAGGUCUGGUACCAUAUUAGUUACUGUUAUCUUCUCAAAAACAUAUAGAACCUUAGUUUUAUUUUCUUUUAAUUUUAAAAAUAGUCCUGGCUUUUCAUUAUAGUCUGAAUUAUUUAAUACUUGCCACCUGAAUUAAUAGAUAAAAAGAACAUAAUGUAUUUAAGACUUUUAUUUUUAAUUUAAAAGGUCUGACUAUAAGAAUACCAUGUAAACAUUUCAUCUUUUUAUGAAAGUGUUAAAUAUUGUAAGAGAGCUGUCCUUCCUCAUUCUUAUCUUUACUAUGAUGUAUUUAUUACAGUGUAGGGACUGAAUGAAUGUGGAUUGCUGUCAUCUAUAAACACUUCUGUAUAUCAGCAUUUAUUGACCACCUACUGUGUGCACAUCACUACUGGCAGAAUGUUUAAGACAUUGUUAACAUUAAAGAAUAACUAUUUAAAAAUUGCCUACAAACCUGAGCCUUGUAAUACUGUAUAUUUAAGUUAUUUUUGUUUUUGUAGAUCUAUUAAAAUAAGAUUAAAAGUAUAUUAUUCAGCUACAGUAGUAAAAAGACUGGUUUUAAUUUUACCAAUGUGUAAACCAUAAAAGCUCUUUACCAGCAGACUGCAUUUUAGAAUUAUCCAUGGCUGUUUUAAAUUGUCUAUAGUGAUUUAUAAGGUUGUAGUUAACUCAUUUAAGAGACAAUUAUCUUUCUACAUAAAGGCAUUUUUAAAUAGCAAGAUAGUGCUUGUUUUCUGUUAGUACACUGAAUUCAUUCAAUUCUAAAGCUGCAUGGCAAAAUAUGUAUUAUGUAAAUAAACUGGGUUUACUAAAUAUA
Messenger RNA from Pteropus alecto (black flying fox), 3530 nucleotides. It is a transcript of the gene PAQR3, whose product is annotated as progestin and adipoQ receptor family member 3. Gene Ontology annotation, cellular component: membrane. The record is from RefSeq and is a predicted model, not a curated record. The transcript is spliced from 6 exons. NCBI's taxonomy places the organism in Eukaryota, Metazoa, Chordata, Mammalia, Chiroptera, Pteropodidae. Gene Ontology annotation, molecular function: signaling receptor activity. Bases 36 to 971 code for a protein of 311 amino acids.